ACGAAGGCGGAAGUAAUCACAGUGAUGUCUGUAUACGUUUAGACAUUUAAACUGUAACUACAUACAGUGGAUUUCAUUUACAAUAAUUUAUCAUUUUUUCAGCUGUUUACGUUUUGAGCCGCUGCUUUUUGUAAUCGGAUACAACAAUGGAGGAAACAAACCCGGAGUCUGUGAUGUCACCAUUAGGACAAGCCACAGGCAAAUCCAAGUUGGAUACACUGUCCAAAGAAGACCUGAUCAAAUUUGCCAAGAAACAGAUGGUGGCAAUGCAGAAGAUGAAAUCAAAAUGUGCAGAUUUGGAGAAGGAAGUUGCAGUGUUUAAACUUGCUCCACAAGCUCCUUCAGAUGACUCCAUUAUCCAGGAGCUGACUGAGAGAAUGGACGCCGUACUGCUGGAGAAAGCUGAGACUCAACAAAGUCUGAUGUUACUGCGCAAAGAACAUGAGGAGCUCAAGAAACAAGCACAGGACACAAUCGAAAGUUUAGCAGCUCUUAAGGCACAACUGGAAACAAAAAAUAAGGAGUGUGCAGAAAUGCAGAAGCACACGACUGAACUCACUGCAACCUUUGAGGCCACAUGUCAUGAUUAUCAGUCCAAGAUAUCUCAAAUUCAAAAAGAGCUAGAAGAAGCCAAAUAUCAAUUGACAACUGAGAUCGAAACCCUCAAAGAUUCUCACCAGAGCAGUCUCACAGAAUCCCAGCAGGAGAUUGAGAAUCUACAGCAGGAAAUGGAAAGGCUGAGCAAACAGUAUGAAGAUGAUGUCCGAGACCUGGAGGAGCAGCUGGAGUUGAAUGCAGCGGCCUUCGAAAGGGAGAGAGAGCGACUACUUUUGCUUCAGGAAGAGCUUACAGAGCAGCUGUCAUUGAAGGAGGGUUUCCUCCAGGAUGUUCAAGAGGAAGAAGAGGACGCUAGUAGAGCGGGGGCUCUGAAAGAUUCAGGAAGUUCAAACAUAUCCGACUUCCCAGCAUCAGAUGACUCUAGCGAUGAAGCUGGUAUGCUAAAGAUGGCACUGGAAGAUCUACAGUCUCAUAACGUCAUGCUUCAGGAGGAGCUUACGUUUCUUAGAAAUGUGAAAUUGGAGCUGGAGUCUGAGCUGAAGCAGGUGAGAGAUGAGUUCUCAUUGGAAAAGGAUGAUCUAGAGUUCAGAAUUAAUGAGCUUCAAAUGAACAAAGAUGAUGGUGAUACGUCUGUGGACAAGAGUGGAAAAAGAUACAGUAUAUCUGAAGUACAGCAUUAUCAAGAAGUCCAGACCUUUGAAGAACCAAAGGAAUCAGAAGCCUGCCUUACCUCCAGUGCUGAAACACAAACAGAAGAAGACAUUCCUCAUGUCGACAACCUGCAAAACAGAUGCAGACCUCCAGCUGAAGUGUUUAAGCAUACAAAGAACAUACAAACAAAUGAGGAAAUGGAUUUACAAGACAUAACAGAACAGUUCAUAAAGCAGUAUAAAACCAUGAAGGAACAAACCACAGUUUCUGUUGAGGCUCUGCAGGAGAAACUUCAAAAUGUCUUCCAGCAGAGGGACGAUUUGUUGGAACAACUUCUAAAAGCUGAAGAAACAGUGGAACCAGUAGAGCAAAAGAUGUCAUUUGAGGACCUAAAGAAGGAAAAUAAAGAAAUUCUGGUGCACCUGCAACACAAGGAGGCUCUUAUCCUAGAGUUUAUGGAGAUACUCAAAUUCGUGGAUAAGACACAUGAGGAAUCCAAAAGUGAACAUGUGGACAAUGCACUGUUGUUGAUAACUGCAGAAAAGGAUGAGCAAAUAAAGACGCUUAAGGAGGAGGUCUCUUUUUUUCAAACCAGAGAGGAAGAGUGCCAAGAGAACAACAGACUUCUCAAAUUCCAAAUCUUGUCUUUGUCGGAAGAGAGGGACACCCUACAGAACAAUAUGGAUGCUUGUCGAGAACAACUUUCUGAAAUACUCGAGCAGAAUUUCUCUAAGACUGAGGCUCAUGGGACAGCUGAUAUCUUGACUUUAAUCAACCAUCUCUUGACUAAAGCUCAGGAGGAGAAAGCAAUCUUAAUCCGACAGUUUGAUGAAAGGGUUGAGCAGUUUACAGUGGAGUUGGAGAGUGUGAGGCAGUUGGGUGAGGAGCAGAGUGCUGAGCUGCAGGCACACAUUGAUGACCUCAACCGAGAGAAGGACCUGCUGAAGACCAAUUUGGGUGAUGUGGUUUUAGAUACUGAGGGAUUGCAGAAGGACCUGAGUGAAAUGCAGGUCAUGAAUGAAAAGCUCGGUGUUGAAAACCAGGGCCUUAUCAAUCAGGUGGCUGACUUAAGCAGGAGCCUUAAUGAAAAGCUCGGUGUUGAAAACCAGGGCCUUAUCAAUCAGGUGGCUGACUUAAGCAGGAGCCUUGAAGAAAAACAACAGGAAGAAAAAUGUAGGUCAGAAGAAAUUGAUGCACUAGCUGAUGAGAUGAAGGAACUGCAGCAGAGAAUUUCUGAUAGAGAUGCACUCAUAUCACAGCUAAAGGAUGAAAUUGGACUCUUGCAGAUGAGCAAAGAGUCACCAGUCUCUAAAGAAAAUGACAAUAUGAAAGACUUAUCUGAUAAAAUAGAAAUCCUGGAGAAGGAAAGCAAAGAUAAAGAUGAACGCAUGAAUAAAAUCAAAGCUGUUGCUGUGAAAGCUAAAAAAGAGCUGGACAACAGCAAGAAAGAGGUUGUCACUCUGAGAGAGGAAGUGGAUAUGCUGAAGGCUGAUCGCGACAAAUUAUCCAGAUCCAUGAAGGAUAUCAUCCAUGGUGCUGAAGACUAUAAGAAUUUGAUGGUGGAUUAUGACAAGCAGACAGAGUUGCUGGAUAAAGAGAAAGAGAAGCUAGAACAGGUGGAGAAACACAAUGAAGAUUUAACCAAACGUCUGCAAAAUGCAAUUCAACAGCAUGAGCUGUUGUCGUCUGAGCGAGAGGAUCUGACGGCUCGUCUUGAGAUGCUGCAGAGUAACGUCACACAGCUGGAGUCACAGAUAGUGGACAUGCAGAGGGUUAAAUGUGGGCUGGAGAAGGAGCUUGAGGCAGAGAAGCUUUUAAGAGAGCAGAAGUUUAAGGAGCAUCAGUGUGUUGUGAGGGAGAUGGAGGAGCUUCAAGCUCAGCUCAGCAAACACAAACAUCAGCUACAACAAACCGCUCAAGAACUCGAGCAGCUCAGAAAGGACGCUCAGCAGAACUCAUUAAUGGACAUGGAGAUGGCAGACUAUGAAAAACUGGUGAAGGAACUCAAUCACAAACUCAGUGAGAGAGACAGACAGAUUGAAGAGCAUCAGACUCAAGCUCAAACACACAAGCAGCGAGAGCAGCGACUCAAUGAGGAGAUCGAGUCUCUGAAGUCACUGGUGGAUCAGACAGAAGAUAAAGCCUCCAGGAUGAAACAACUGCUGAUCAAAACGAAAAAAGAUCUGGGAGACGCAAAGCAAAAAGAAGCAGCUCAGAUGAUCACACAGGCUUCACUGAGAGGAGAACUAGAGGCCCAUCAACAACAGCUGGAGGAGUAUAAGAUCCAGUGCAGCGAGUUAACUGCAGAGAGACACAGACUGCAGGAGCAACUGAAGAUAAUAAAUGAUCAACAACAGAGAGUGUCCAGCUCAUAUCAGCUCUCGCUCAACACACUACAGGACGAGUGUAACAAUGCUAAGGCUGAUCUGGCAGCGACAGUCUCAGAGUUCGAGAGUUAUAAAGUGCGAGUUCACAAUGUCCUCAAGCAACAGAAACACAAGAGCUCAAAUCAAACUGAUGGAGAUGCUGUCAAAUCAGAGAGAGAGCACAUAGAGGCUGUGAUGCAACAGUUGCACACUCGGCUGCAGGAGACGCAGCACAAUCUUCAGUCGAGCACUGCAGAACUGCAGCAGCUGCACACUGAACACGACAUGCUGCUGGAGAGACACAACAAGUUCCUGCAGGAAACCGUCAGUAAAGAGGCAGAACUCCGAGAGAGACUGCUGUCACUGCAAUCAGAGAAUGUAGCGCUGAAGUCUGAGCACGGCCAGUGCAUGUCUCAGCUGACCGCUCGGACUGAAGCUCUCCGCAGCAGCUUUCGUGAGCAAACGCGCCACCUACAGGACGAACACUGCAGCACUGUCGAGACGCUGCAACAACAGAUCAACAGACUGGAGGCACAGCUCUACCAACUGCAGAGAGAGACCAGCAACACCGCUCCAGUUCUUGUGCAGCAACACAGGAAGUCUCAGUCAGACAGGAAGUUGGCUGAAGUUCCUCAGUUUGAUCUUCAGGGCACGGCUCGAGAGGAGGGCGAGGGGAUGGAGACUACGGAGAUCGAGUCUGUGUCCAGCCCUGGAACUUCACUGGCCUCUCUAGAGCAGCUCCUCUCAUCACCUGACCUCAAACACGAGCCUGUUGUUUGGCAAGUGGAGCCCAGUAAAGAGGAGCUGAUUCAGAAACUCAACACUGCCACCCGCAGUAUGGAGCAUUUAAACAGUCUACUGCAUGAGACCGAGGCUACCAAUGCUGUACUGAUGGAGCAGAUCACUCUGUUGAAGAGUGAGCUGCGGCGUCUGGAGCGUAAUCAGGAGCGUGAGAAAUCUGUGGCCAAUCUGGAGUACCUGAAGAACGUGCUGUUGCAGUUUAUCUUCCUGCGCUCCGGCAGUGAGCGUCAGGCACUGCUUCCUGUCAUACACACCAUGCUUCAGCUAAGUCCAGAGGAGAAGAGCAAACUCGCUGCUAUCGCACAAGGUGAGGAGGAGUCGUCUGCAGGCUCAAGAGGGUCAGGGUGGACAUCAUAUCUGCACAGCUGGUCAGGAAUCAGAUGAAACACAUACUGACUAUAAAGCAGUGAUUUAAACAUGCAACUGAAGGAAAAGCCUCAAUCAGAGCAACAUACAUGUGGGGCUACAACUCAUACUUUUUCAUUCACACCUUAUAACAGCACAUAUCUGUAUUUUAUAUAUUUUAUUAAACCUGUUUUAACUGAUAACUGCAGUUUAUUUCUCCUUUUUCUUUUUGGAUUUUCUUUAUUUAUUGCCUUCAUUUCUGUUCUGUAUUUUGUCAGUCCUAACUGAAUAUUACUUUCAUUUGGACUACUGAUGUGCUGUGAGUUUUGCACACCAUUCUAAUUCUUUCAGUCUUUUGUUUUGUUAGUCGUGGUAAAUCUCAUGUCCAUACAUUCUUUUGUUUUUGAUUGUUUGAAUAUUAAUCAGGGGGCCAGAUCAACAUGCAUUAAUAAUGAGAUUAAUCUGUGAAUGUGUAUAUUCAGUCUGCAAUAUAUACUGUAUUAUCAAUCAACCUAUUUUAUUUACUGAAAAAUAAUAUGCCAGUAUGUAUGGAGAAUAUGAAUGUAUUGUACAUGAUUCCAAAGAUAUUUAAGAGAAACAGUAAGUUAUUGAAAUCUGCUUACAGAUCAUAUAUGUAAUAUCUUUUACUUUUGGUUAUUUGUUGUAAGGGUUUUCUUAAUAUGCGUUUAUCCUGCUAUGAAUCACUGUUUGAUUUCCUUUAAUGUAGCAUUUGUACUUGUAAAUUUAAAAGCAUUUAUUUCUUGGUUAAUGUAGGCACCAAUUUUGCAAUUGCAAAACAAAUUAAUCUCUGAAAAGUGACAUUUGAAGUACUAUGAGUUUUGAAGAAUAAACAUCACCACUUGAAGGUGUAAAUAAGAGGUGUCAAUCUUGGGACCAGUGUAGUCUGAUUCAUAAACUAAUGAUUCUUAUGACUCAGUUCAAUUUAAUCUACAGUGUGAAACUCAGUGCAACCAGUGUAGCCUGUUUCCUGAAUGAAUGACUCUUAUUAGCCAUUCUUUUAAAUGUACACCCCGAAACAUACUGUAACCAGUUUAGUCUGAUUCCUGGACGAAUUACUCGUACAGUUAGUCAGUUCUUUUGAGUCUACUGUGCUGUGAAAAAGUAUUUGCUCUACAACUAAACUUUAUAUGAUGUUUUACCUUGUGAAUUUAAUUGUUUGUUUGUUUUUUAAUGUACAGUCAUUUCAUUUCAAAUCAGUUGAUUGCAACAUGCUCCAAAAAAGUUGGAACAGUCAAGUGUUUGCCAGAUUGAAACAUCACCGUUUCUUCUAAUAGCACUUAUUAAGCAUAUAGGCACUGAAGACACAAGUUUGUUAAGUUUAAAAAGUGGAAUUUUCCCUCGUUCAUCUAUUAUGCAGGUCUUCAGCUGCACAAAUGUACAGGGUCUUUGUUGCCGUAUUGCUUCAUAAUGCACUACACAUUCUCAGUUGGAGAUGGUCAGGACUGCAGGCAGGCCAAUCUAGCACCUGCACUCUCUGCUUAUUCAGGCAGUACGUGAUUUGCCUGAUACAAUAUGCCUCAUUCAUUAAAAAGAUCAAAGCACAGUAAUUAAUGGAAUUGGAAAAGAGUAUUAAAAGUGCUGAAAUAGAGCUGAAGUGCCGAAUGACAUCCAAUGGUCUUAGAGAGUUGACUCCGCUAUAAUAUAGGUACUAUAAUACUUUGUCACAGAAGGUAGAGUUUUGCUCAUUCAGGGCAAGACAGACAUGCUUUGAGUUAGGAGACAAGGAAGGGAAACUGCUUGUCAGAUACAUAAAACAAAGAGAGUUUUUUCCACCGUUCCUUCAGUAAAGUCUUCUGGAGGCAAAAUAUUCACCUCCGCCACAGAUAUUAAUAAGGCCUAUAAAGAAUUCUAAUAUGAUCUUAUAGUUCCAUGUCUUCGUCUACCGAUAAGGAUAUUAGCAACAUGGUAGAGCCAUUAGAACUUCCUAAUUGACAAAUUAUCAAAAAUACUUUCUUGACUCUGAUAUUCCUUUGGAUGAGCUUGUUGAGGUAAUUACAGCCUUGCCUUACUCUGGGAUAGGGGCGCCCGGCAGGGUUUCCCUUUUACCCCAUUAUUGUCUGUCUUGCCCUGGAACCAUUAGCAGCCGCGAUAAGAAAGGAAGAUGACUUUCCAGGGGUGGUGGUGGGAGGUAUGGUGCAUAAACUUUUGCUUUACGCAGAUGAUAUUUUAUUAUUUGUCUCUGACACUACUAGAUCUAUGCCUUGCCUCCACAGAAUUAUUAACUCCUUUUCUAAAUUCUCAGGAUACA
Molecule: messenger RNA, 6990 nt
Organism: Xyrauchen texanus (razorback sucker)
Lineage: Eukaryota; Metazoa; Chordata; Actinopteri; Cypriniformes; Catostomidae
Product: GRIP and coiled-coil domain-containing protein 2
Exons: 23
Coding region: 147-4760 (1537 amino acids)
Biological process (GO): late endosome to Golgi transport
Cellular component (GO): Golgi apparatus
Source: RefSeq, a predicted model, not a curated record